CUGCAGCAGCGUGCUUUCUCUCUGAAUCACAUGUCUGCACCGUCCCGUUAUCCGGGUUGGAUAUAAAUACGGGCUGCAGCGCUGUUGCUGCUGCAGCUUCAGAGGCGGCAGUCCCAGCAACACAGUUCUCUCUCUUUCUCAUGAAAUCCUGCUCCCUCUGAGGGCCAGAGAGGAUGUUAAUGAUGAUGAUGAUGAUGAAGAAGAAGAAGGGGUCCAAAGAGACGCUGGCUUUGUUGGCCCUUUUUCUGGCCUCCGCCAACUGCAUCCUGCCUCCGUCCACCGAGGAACUGAACAAGAUUUCCCUCCAGGGUGAGAAGUAUCUGGAUAAACAGAUUGAAAACGCCAUCGAUGGCGUGAAGGAGAUGAAGACCGUGAUGCAGAAAUCCUCAGAGGACCACAAGAAGUUUUUGGAUGAUCUGGAGAAAACGAAGCUGCAGAAAGAGGAGGCGAUCCGUGUAGCUGAGGAAAUGGAAGCCAAGCUGGCGAAGGAGGAGGAGGUUUGCAACGACACCAUGAAGGCUCUGUGGGAUGAGUGCAAGCCCUGCCUGAAGAAGACCUGCAUCAAAUAUUACUCCAGAACCUGCAGCAGCGGAUCCGGACUGGUUGGACGUCAGCUGGAGGAUGUGCUGAACAGAACGUCUCCGUUCUCCAUCUGGAUCAACGGGGAGAGGAUCGACUCUCUGGAGCAGGAGGGCCAGCGGCAGAACAAGGAGUUCAGGAACCUGGAAGAAAGAUACUCAGAGAUGGCAGACGGAGUGGAUAGCAUCUUCUCAGACAGCAUGAAGGUUGCCGAUCACAUCAACCCUCCCGUUUUCUUCUUUCCCAAUUUCCUGGCUCCGGCCAUUCGCCGCGCCAGAAGCAUCCACCUGCUUUUCCACGAUCCGUUCCACAACUUCCGGAGCUUGUUCUCCCCCAUGAUGGGAAUGGGCAGGAACCUGUUCGGCCCGAUGGACUCUAUGAUGGACCUGGACUCCGACGCCGCCCCAAACGAAGACGGCAACGUAAACGAGGACGUGAUUAUCACGAGGCCCUUCGGCAACGGCAAGAUGACCUGCAGGGAGAUCCGACGCAACUCGGCCGGCUGCAUCAAGUUCCGCAACGAAUGCGAGAAAUGCAAAGAGAUCCAGCAUCUGGACUGCUCUGGGAACAGACCCCUGGAGGGCCCGCUGAAGGAGGAGCUGGAGGAGGCGCUGGCCAUGGCCGAACGUUUCACGCAGCAGUACAACUCCCUCCUGAAGAGGUUCGAGGAGCGCGUGUUCAACACCUCCUCCCUCCUCGACAUGCUUAACAGGCAGUUCGGCUGGGUGUCCUCCCUGGCAAACAACACCAAGGACGGCAUCUUCAGCGUGAAGGGGGUGAUCUCCAAAGGCGACACUGAGGAGAGGCAAGGCGGAAAGACGAAGGAUGCUGACACCAAAGUGACCGUGCAACUGUUUGACUCUCCGCCCAUGAACGUCACCGUGCGCGGCGACAUUCCCUGGACCGACCCGAAGUUCUCCGAGGAGGUGGCUCAGAAAGCGCUGGACCGCUACAAAGCAACCAGCGUUCUCGCUAAAUAAGUUUCAGCUGCAUUCCUACCUGCCUGGAUCUUCGACGAGAAAAACGCUCUGAAUCCAUGGAAACACACCUGGAAGCUAACGCUCCCAAAGCUAACGCUCCGAUCCCAAGCUUCCUCUUCCAGUCCUGCUUUUGCAAAAA
Messenger RNA from Poecilia latipinna (sailfin molly), 1698 nucleotides. RefSeq names its product clusterin (gene clu). NCBI's taxonomy places the organism in Eukaryota, Metazoa, Chordata, Actinopteri, Cyprinodontiformes, Poeciliidae. The transcript has 10 exons. The record is from RefSeq and is a predicted model, not a curated record. The coding region runs from base 174 to 1559 and encodes 461 amino acids. Gene Ontology annotation, molecular function: misfolded protein binding. Gene Ontology annotation, cellular component: nucleus.